Peromyscus maniculatus bairdii (prairie deer mouse) is the source of this 1100-nucleotide messenger RNA. Lineage: Eukaryota; Metazoa; Chordata; Mammalia; Rodentia; Cricetidae. The record is from RefSeq and is a predicted model, not a curated record.
UCAAGAAGAAGUAACCUUCCUGCUUGUUGCAGAGAUGCAGUGGGGAUAGCUGUAAAGGAAAGCUGUAAUGCUUCCAGGGAGAGGAAGAUUUGAAUCAGGGCUGCCUGACCCCAAGCAUUCUCACUGUAUGAGUGACUCUCACCUUCCACUGAGCCCCAUACCAGCUGUUCUCCCACCAGCCAGCUGUUCACCUGCUACCAGAUCUACUCCACCCAUGUCCUCUGAGAUGCACUUUAGUUCUUGGCAUCCGGGACUGGGUGGACCUACAAGAGAAGUAUGUCUGGCUUUGAAUCUGCAGAGAACUCAGAUAAUUCAUGAAGGCAGAUGAAGACGAUGUUGUCCUUGGAACCCAGAGCCCUAGUCCUAGUCCAGCUGUCACUAAAGUGCCUGCUCCUGGAGGAGUUGUUGGGCACCUGUGCAGGAACCCAUACUCUGCGCUAUGACCUCAUGGCCUUGUCUCUGGAGGGGUCAAGGGAAUCCCAAUUCAGAGGCCUGGGAUACAUUGAUAAUGAGCUCUUCCUACGCUAUGACAGCUACAGGAGAAGAGCAGAGCUCUGGGGGCCUAGGAUCAAGGGAAAAGGAGGAGCUGAGAUCUGGACAAGAGAGACUGAGGACAUGCAGGAGAAGGAGGAGCAACUCAGGAGGAUGCUGACUGAGGUCAUGACCCAGAAGGGCCAGCAUGGAGGCAUUCACACCCUUCAGGCAACUUUCGGCUGUGAAACCCAAGGAAACAACACUGGAAGCUUCUGGCACUUGGGCUACGAUGGGCAAGACUUCCUCACCUUUGACCAGAAGAUCCCAACAUGGAAAGUGUCCAUGCCUUCAGCAUACUCAUCCAAGACAGUCUGGGAGAGACAUGGCCCCACUAUGGAACAAGUUAAGACUUUUCUGAAUGGCAUAUGUCCUGACCAUCUCCAAAGAUAUUUGAUUUAUUUGGGGAGACAAUUGAUGGAUACAGGUACUGACUAUGGGUGGGUGGGUCCAUUCACUGAGUUUAACUGCAUCUUACCACAGUGCUUAUGAGGUACUGGAUUCUCACUAAAUUAGACAAGCAUCACAUAGUCUAAGGUGACACCCAAAUGGAGUGUGGUAAUCUCCAG